AUGUCGCCACACACACGCGAUAAGGGGGCUGAAACUGCGCACUUCAUCUUUGGGCUUCCUGCAGAUCAGCCCUCUUCUGAAUACAUCACAGUUCACAUCAACUAUCUCCAAGCUCUGUAUUCGCUUGGAGCAUGCAGUGGCGGUAUAAUCCAGGUUCAUAGGACGACUUUGUCCAAAAGCAUUGUCGCUGGUGUAUUACAAGAUGCAUGCGCCCGCCACUCUCUACCGCAGCAUGAGGGCUUUCGAGAUGAGAUCACGCACUGCUCCGUCAUGGCCGACCUUGCUGGGACGAUCGUCACUUUCGUGGACAUCUCCAUAAGGCUGGUCAAGUUUAUUCACGAAACCAAGAAAGGCGCUGAUGCCGUCGACGAUGAUUGGCUUCAGCUCGGCCGCGAGAUGCAAAGAAAGGAGUUCAAGGAGAGUGGCAAAGCGAAAGAUAAUAAUACGACUACUCUCAAUUCAUUCGAUCAAAAUACAGCGAAGCUCUCCAAAGAGGGCGACUUUCUGGCAAACAACCGAUCCAAAGGAGUAUCAUAA
Molecule: messenger RNA, 537 nt
Organism: Pseudocercospora fijiensis CIRAD86
Lineage: Eukaryota; Fungi; Ascomycota; Dothideomycetes; Mycosphaerellales; Mycosphaerellaceae
Exons: 11
Coding region: 1-537 (178 amino acids)
Source: RefSeq, a predicted model, not a curated record